GAUACUUCCGUCUCAUACCUUAAGAAUCGGGUACCGACGUCAUUGAUCAAAGCGAAGUUUAAAAAAAAAAGAAGAGAAAAAAAGGUCUCGCCGCGGUGAAUUGCAAGGAACUCUGUCGGAGCUUCCUGUGAACUCAUCCCUAACUCAACUGCAACUCUGGAGCCACCAAGCUCCUCGUCGGAUUACUUAGUCAAGUUGGCGGGCACUCGCUUCAACCAGUCUACCUUCCUCCAGCCUCUCCUGGGCCCUAAGUGCAGGGUCUUCUGCGGGGGCGUCACCAAACCCCCGUAAUAGAACGGUCCAGCGACCUAAGAAAGCUGGCACUCGAUCUCCCCGACGGUAAUGCCAGGCCCUGUCGAGGGGUCUGGCUGAUGGAUGGAGAAGCAUUUCCCUGGGACUUGUUCACGCCCUCGUUGUCGUUGACCCGAAGGCUUUGAUCAUUUACCGCUUGGUGCUUGCCUAACUCUUCUUUAUAUUUUCUGCGAUUUUCUUCUUUUCUCGACUCUCAAACCCAUUAAUGUACCCGAUCGCGAACGGUCCACCGAGUCAUCAUGUCCGAGUCACCCCGGUCUGAGAAAUACAUGUGCCUGACCCGGUUCAGCACCCCGGUCCCCGAGCUGGACGAUCACCGAUUCCAAUUGGAACCUACGCAGCCGCGCAUUGAGGCCACCCCCGAUGCCCAGCUCAGUCGCCAGAAUACCGCCCAACAGGGGCUCCCCCCGGAUACUCCCCAGCGCCCGGAUCUGCUUCAUGUGCAGGAGGCACUCCGGGAGGCCGGCUCGUUCUCGCGAGACUUUGAACAAGCCGUUGUCGACGAUGAUCAAGCGGGCAAGGAUAUCAAUGCGCUGGGUCGGCGCUUCUCCGUCGAUCCGCCCGGCAAUACCCGUCAAGGCCGUUCCUAUAGCCGCGCCCCUCCGGACCUCACCAACGUGUCGAGAGAAUCGUCCCCCUCCGCCCGGUCAACGUCUCCGCCUAACUCCGUCGAAGCGUUCGCCGACCCCCGCCGUCGCGAGCGCGCAAAUACUCUGGAAAGCCACGGAGCGCCCGACCUAGAGGCGAUCCUGCAGCGAACCGUCUCUGGCGGCACCCACGCUCGCCGCCGCACGUUCAGCAAUGCGAGUAUCAUCCGGCCCCAAGCGGGCGAAGUGCAAUUGGAGCCCGCCGAUGACCCUUGCGUUCCGUCGUAUGAGGAGCCGGGCCGGAUUCCGGUCAUCGAUUACGAGGAACUGGAGGAAUUCGUGGCCUUGAAUCACAAGGCAAAGCACACCACAACGAGACAGUGCCAGAGCCUCAGCUCCCAAAGCAAUCAACAGCGGGUUUUCUAUGAUCUCCGCCCAGCCGCCCAGAAACCCAGCGACGAAGACAAACGCUCCUCCAGUGUGGGACGAUCUUCGGAUGACUACAUGACGUCGGACCCCAAACUCAAUGAAAAGGCCUUUGCGGAAUCCGUGAACGAGAAGGAACUCUUGGCGCACCUGAAAAACGAGAAUGAGCCUAGUCGGUUUGGCUUCUUCUCGUCCGAGUCGCAGAGCACCGUACAUGCUGCCGAGCUCGGUGACCUCGUCCUGCCGGGGGAUACGUUUCGGGAUCUUUUCCAGCUGGGUCCGGAAGGGGGUGUGUGGUGGUUGGACGUCUUGAACCCCACGGAGGCGGAAGUCAGUGCGCUCUCGAGGGCGUUCUCUAUCCAUCCGCUGACCACGGAGGAUAUCAUGACCCAAGAAGCCCGAGAGAAAGUCGAGCUGUUCAAGCAGUACUACUUCGUUUGCUUCCGCACGUUUUACCAGCUCGACAAGACCAGCGAGAAUUUCAUGGAUCCCGUCAACUUCUACAUGGUGGUGUUCCGUGACGGAGUGCUGUCUUUUUCGUUCACCGACAACCCGCACUCGUCUAAUGUCCGGCAAAGAAUCGGCAAGCUUCGCGACUACGUGUCCUUGAGCAGUGACUGGAUCUGCUAUGCCAUGAUUGACGAUAUUGUCGACAGUUUCGGUCCUGUUAUUCGCGAAAUCGAAGUUGAAUCCGAAGCCAUCGAGGACUUGGUGUUCAUCGCGCGCAUGGACGAUUUCGAGUCGUUUUUGCCCCGGAUCGGCGGCCUGCGCAAGAAAGUCAUGAGUCUGAUGCGUCUCCUGGGCGGCAAAGCGGAUGUCAUCCGCGGGUUCUCCAAGCGCUGCAAUGAGCAGUACUCGGUGACUCCUCGUGGUGACAUUGGCCUCUACCUGGGUGACAUUCAAGAUCACGUCGUGACGAUGAUGUCUAACCUGGCGCAUUUCGAAAAGAUGCUCAGCCGGUCCCAUACCAACUACCUUGCCCAGUUGAAUGUGACCAAUCUGGUGCUGGGCAACCACGUCAACAAUGUCCUGAGCAAGGUGACGCUCAUCGCCACCAUGCUAGUUCCCAUGAACCUGAUCUGCGGUUUGUUUGGCAUGAACGUGCAUGUCCCAGGAGAGGAUGCCGACGGCUUGGGAUGGUUUUUUGGCAUUCUGGGUGUUAUCGGCGCCGUGAUUAUCCUCAGCGGUGUAGCAGCCCGAUUUUAUAAACUUGUAUAGCGCGAUAUUGCAGUAUGCGCGCUUCAUAUUAGUUAGGCGUCACUUGGCCUUGGUGGCACGUUCUAUAUAGUGCAAUGCAUAAAAUAACAACGGUGUCAAACAAUCAAAAUCCGUCUGUAUCCAUGUCUUUUUCAAAGGUUCAGAUAAAUUCCUCCAAAAGUCCCAUUAACUACGGGGUAGAAGGUGAGUCCAGUGACCGGAGAAUCUGC
Molecule: messenger RNA, 2752 nt
Organism: Aspergillus candidus
Lineage: Eukaryota; Fungi; Ascomycota; Eurotiomycetes; Eurotiales; Aspergillaceae
Product: magnesium transporter CorA family protein
Exons: 2
Coding region: 552-2543 (663 amino acids)
Biological process (GO): intracellular magnesium ion homeostasis; magnesium ion transmembrane transport
Cellular component (GO): plasma membrane
Molecular function (GO): magnesium ion transmembrane transporter activity
Source: RefSeq, a predicted model, not a curated record